Messenger RNA from Mesorhabditis belari, 1323 nucleotides. NCBI's taxonomy places the organism in Eukaryota, Metazoa, Nematoda, Chromadorea, Rhabditida, Rhabditidae. The record is from the annotation of a GenBank genome assembly.
AUGAUUAUCUUUGACGCAAGACUCGAAUCGACCCUUGAUAAAGCCGUGAAAGCUCAUUGUGAUUUAGAGAAGAAAAGUGGAGUGCUUGCUUCACCCCAUUUUCUCAUUGGCACUUUUGCUGAAGGCUUUGAUAUUCAUAUAGCGCAUAUCACUAAAUGUCCACUACCUGCCACGGCUACUGCAACGGGUGGUGAUGCAGCUUCUAAAACAGUCGAUGAUCAAUGGCUUGUGGAAUCAGCUGAGAAAGUGAUCCGUAUGUUGCCCGGAGGAAUUGAUCUCGUUGGGAUUCUCUGGCUUUCAAACAAAAAUAUUUUCAUCGAACAGCGUCCACGUUUGAUUAAAGCAUUGAGUCGAAUUGCGAAAUAUUCCACGGCUUUAACUACCAUGAAACUUUUCUCGUACAUUGAGAAUAUGGUACUUGUAAAUGUUGAAAUCCCAUUGGGUAAACCUCAAGCCGUUGUUGUCGAUGUUGUUAAUCGAUCACCUGAAAGUCCAACAAAAGUUGUUUUCAAUAAGCUCGAAUGGGUUUCUAUUGUUUCAAGAGCUGGUGGCAGAAUUAGUGAUCAUAUAGCAAAUUUGAAGACAGAAAAUUUCUACAAUGACUUUGUUGAUCUAUUGAAGCCUUGGGCUCAACGAAUUCUUGAUUGCAACUUGAUUUUGGUUGAUGGAAAAGUGCGUGAGACAAAUGAAUAUCUAAAUAAAGAUCCAAAGAACAAAAAGUCCUCAUUUGAGUUGGUUUUGUUGACAGAAUCUGAAGGAAGCGAUGACAGUACAACGACAUUGCAACAAGAAUCGACCACAAAUUGGCACGAUUUUGUUUUCGAUAUUGAGAUCCGAGCUGCUGUUCCUGUAAAGAGUAAAGUUGAAUUUGCAGUGCUUGCUACAAAGCAACAUAUCAUUCGAAAUAUGUGUUCUCGAGCAGUUCUUCAUUAUGAAUCUAUGGAAGUUACGGAAGAUCGUGGAACUGGUGGUAGUCAAAUCAUUCAUCAGAUGCCACGCCCCGCCACAACUACUUUACCAUAUCACUCAUCGAUAUUGUUUUCCGAUUUUCUUUUUGAAGCAGAUACUAUUGAAGAUGGACAAAAGAAUAUGAAAGAAUUGUUGGAAAUUGAGGCCAGCAUAGAACAUGUUGAUGAUGGAUGGGAAAGAGCACUUGAGGUUGGAGAAAUGGAACAAGUCCGAGCACCUGGAGUUGUACCCGAUCAUCUACCAUUGAUCAUAUCACUUCAAGAAAAGCAAUCGAGAUUCUGGUUUUAUGUUAUGAUCAUUGUUUCGGUUUUGGUUCUACUCAUUUCGAUAAUCCUUUAUCAAGUGAUCAAAAAA